GAAAAAGGAAACCCUAGCUUCUCACACAGAACCCACCAGCCGCUCAGCAGAGAGAGGGAGAGAGAGAGAGGGAGAGAGAUGGUGUCGGGGUCGGGGAUAUGCGCGAAGAGGGUGGUGGUGGACGCGAGGCACCACAUGCUGGGGAGGCUGGCAUCGGUGCUGGCGAAGGAGCUCCUGAACGGCCAGAGGGUGGUGGUGGUCCGCUGCGAGGAGAUCUGCAUCUCCGGCGGCCUCGUCCGCCAGAAGAUGAAGUACAUGCGCUUCCUCCGCAAGCGGAUGAACACCAAGCCCUCCCACGGCCCCAUCCACUUCCGCGCCCCCGCCAAGAUCCUCUGGCGCACCAUUCGCGGGAUGAUUCCCCACAAGACGAAACGAGGAGCCGCAGCACUUGCAAGAUUGAAGGCCUGAGGAGUUCCUCCUCCGUAUGACAAGACGAAAAGGAUGGUCAUCCCUGACGCACUCAAGGUUUUGAGGCUUCAAGCUGGACAUAAGUACUGCUUGUUGGGUAGGCUUUCCUCAGAGGUGGGAUGGAAUCACUAUGAUACCAUUAAGGAACUUGAGAGAAAGAGGAAGGAGAGGGCACAACUAGUAUAUGAGAGGAAGAAGCAGUUGAACAAACUGAGGGUGAAGGCUGAGAAGGCCGUGGAAGAGAAGCUUGGUCCCCAUAUGGAAAUUAUUGCCCCCAUUACGUAUUGAUUAGUCUUGUAGACAUCUGCACCAAUUUCGGGAAAGAAUUUGAGGUCGACGUCUAUUUCUUAUAGUUAUUUAUACAUAUGCUUGGUUGGCCGGCAGACAGCAGGAAAAUCAUACUGGACAAGCAACAACGGCUGGAAUUAUCGCAAUUUUUUGAUGUGGUUGGAAAGUGGUUACUCAGAAUCGUGGAGGACUUUUCGGAUGAUAUCCUGAAACCGAGAGCUUAAAACAAUCCAUCGGUGCACGUUUGAGUCAAAUGUUUGAUCGAAGCUUAAAAUAGCAGAGCGAAGUACAUUCAAUGAAAGCUUCCUGCUCGGAGCUAUUCUAGU
Molecule: messenger RNA, 1022 nt
Organism: Eucalyptus grandis
Lineage: Eukaryota; Viridiplantae; Streptophyta; Magnoliopsida; Myrtales; Myrtaceae
Product: 60S ribosomal protein L13a-4
Biological process (GO): translation; negative regulation of translation
Cellular component (GO): cytosolic large ribosomal subunit; ribosome
Molecular function (GO): mRNA binding; structural constituent of ribosome
Source: RefSeq, a predicted model, not a curated record